UGCACCAAUUUGUAAGUCGCUCUGGAUAAGAGCGUCUGCUAAAUGACGUAAAUGUAAAUGUAAAUGUAAAAUCAUAGCAUGUAAAAGAAGUCAUAACGUUUGUUGAUCGCUCUAACUACAGUAUAUAAGUCUAAUCUCACAAGACAAGUUUUUUUCCGACCACAAUGUUAGUCACAGGAACAGACUCACCAACAGCAGAUCUGAGAGAAGGCAGGCACUCAGGAAGCUCUGCAAAGUUGUUCUGAAAGAAAGAAGAAGAAACGCUUACUGAAUUGAAUGUUAUAUAAAAGGAGAAGGAAGCCCCUUGUGACAAGAGACACAUUCAAAACAAUAAACGUCCAGUCUGAGGAGUCAUUAUGAGCAAGUCUAAGGGCCCAGAGUACCCUUCCUUCUCUCUGGAGACGGAUGACAGGACGGAUGAUGAGAGGGCACAGAGCAGACAGGUGAAGAAGCCUGACCGGCUGGUGUCUGCUCUAGGCAUGGGCAGUUCGGGGGGGCCCAAAGCCCCCAUGGACUCAGACUACCAGGAGGAGCUGGAGGAGGCUGCUCCCAAGAUCAGAUUCAAUCUCAAUUUUGACAAGAAAGUACGAGGUUUGGAGGAGAACAAAGAGGAGAGGGACAGCAAGAGGUUUGACAUCAAGAGGCUGUUUGAGGCCGUGUCCACUGGUGAUGUCAUGAAGCUGGAGGGGCUGCAUCAGUACUUGCAUCAGUCCAAGAAGAAGCUCUCCAACACUGAGUAUCAAUCGUAUGGUAAAAAUGUCUUGCUGAAGGCUCUACUGAAUCUGAGAAACGGCAGAAAUAACACAAUUGAAUAUCUCCUUGACAUCUCAGAGAAGAUGGGGGACAUCAAGGAAUUUGUAAAUGCUGCAUACACAGACAGCUAUUACAAAGGCCAAACAGCCCUUCAUAUUGCCAUUGAGAGAAGGAGCACCUAUUUUGUUGAGCUAUUGAUCAAGAAAGGAGCAAACGUCCAUGCCAAAGCCUGUGGGAAAUUCUUCCAGCUCCAUGAUGGACCCAGCUUCUACUUUGGUGAGCUGCCUCUGUCCCUGGCUGCGUGCACCAACCAGCCUGAGGUGGUGGACUUCCUGCUGGAGAACGCCUACCAGCGUGUGGACGUGAGGGAGAAGGAUUCCCUGGGUAACAUGGUGCUGCAUGCCCUGGUGGUGGUGGCUGAUAACACACCAGAGAACACUGACUUCAUCACCUCUAUGUACGACUACAUACUCACCACGGCUGCCCGCCUGCACCCCAAAUGGAGGCUGGAGGACAUAGAGAACAACCAGGGCCUGACGACUAUAAAACUGGCUGCCAAGACUGGCAAAAUCGGGCUAUUUAAGCACAUGAUGCAUCGUGAAUUCCAGAAGAGGGAGACCAGACACCUGUCCCGUAAAUUCACUGAGUGGGUUUACGGACCCGUCCACUCCUCCCUGUAUGACCUGGCCUCACUGGACUCCUACGAGAAGAACUCUGUCCUGGAGAUCAUAGUCUACAGCAGUGACAUGCCUAAUCGCCAUGAGAUGCUGCAGAUUGAGCCUCUGAACAGGCUACUGGAGGAGAAGUGGGACAAGUUCGCAGCUCGGAUGUUUUUCUUCAACUUCCUGGUUUACCUGGUUUACCUCUCGGUCUUCACUGCUAUCGCCUACAACAGGAAGAAAGGAACGCCACCUUUUACUCUGGAGCAUACCAGACAGGAGUACCUGCGACUCGCCGGGCAGCUUUUUACAGCAGCGGGAGCCUUCUAUUUCUUCGUAGGAGGGAUAUUAGACUUGAAGAGAAAACGUCCAAGCCUGGACACUUUGCUGAUUGACGGAUACAGUGAAAUCCUUUUUUUUCUGCAGGCGAUCUUCUUCCUGGCCUCCUCAGUGCUGUACUGCUGUGGUAGGGAGGAGUACCUGGGUUUUUUUGUGCUGUGUCUGGCUCUCAGCUGGGUCAACCUGCUCUACUUCUCCAGGGGAUACAGACACAUGGGCAUCUACAGUGUCAUGAUACAGAAGAUGAUCCUAAGUGAUAUCUUGCGCUUUCUCUUUGUCUACGUUACCUUCCUCAUUGGGUUUUCAGCAGCGGUGGUCACUUUGCUAAUGGAACCUGAAUUGCCAGCCAAUAAUACAGCAAAGCCAAUAAACAGCACAGGUGAAAAAGGUCGUACCCUUUUCCCUCCCACUGGGGAGGAUUCGUGUACGAAACCCACCUUCAGGAACAUCUCUCACACCAUCAUGGAGCUGUUCAAGUUCACCAUUGGCAUGGGAGACCUGGAGUUCACAGAGGGAUACCAGUACAAGGAAGUGUUUUACAUGCUGCUAAUCUCCUACAUCGUGCUCACCUACAUCCUGCUGCUCAACAUGCUCAUCGCCCUCAUGAGCCGCACUGUGGAGAAGAUGUCCCUGGAGAGCACCAGCAUCUGGAAACUACAGCGGGCCAUCACCAUCCUGGACCUGGAGAGGAGCCUGCCCCGCUGCUUGAGAAGGAGGCUUCGUUCUGGGGUGGACAAGGACCUGGGGACCAGGGCUGGAGAGAAAGACCGCCGAUGGUGCUUCAGAGUGGAGGAAGUCAACUGGAAUAAAUGGAACACCAACCUGGGCAUAAUCAAUGAGGAUCCAGGGUGCGGAGAUACGGCCAGGCUGUCCCCUACACACAGUAGCCGAACGCUAGGCAGAGAGAGGAGCUGGCAGGGGUUCCUGGGAAAUGUCAGUCGAAGACAACGUACACAGCCUCGGCAACAAACACAAGUAGAGAGCACAGAGAUGUCCCCUCUCAGCCAUAUCUGAAGAUAGUCUGCUCUCUCAUCCUCCUGACCUAGAUGGUUCUGUCUUCCUUGCAAUGAUUGUGAUAUGUGGUUGUUUUGCCUAUGCACUGAUUGCAUCUGCUAAAUGACUAAAAUGUAACUGUAUAUGUACUCUGGUUUAGGCCUAUCGUGUGGUUUAUAGGCCCAAUAGGAGGGUAGUGGAAGGUUCCAGCCUCUAGAGGGCAGGAUUAAACAGCCAAAGAAACACAUUCACUCCACUGUUAUUGUGAUUUACAAUAUUGAUUUAUUUAUGUGCCCUAAAAUGACUGCAAAAUAUCCUUGCCAACUAUGCCUGUAUUAGAAUGGUAUAUUUGCUGCUGCAAUCUGUGUUGAGCAAAUAGCAGGCCUAUAUAACGAGAUCUUAAUAAAGGAAAUCAUUACAA
Messenger RNA from Coregonus clupeaformis (lake whitefish), 3165 nucleotides. Its product is annotated as transient receptor potential cation channel subfamily V member 1-like. Lineage: Eukaryota; Metazoa; Chordata; Actinopteri; Salmoniformes; Salmonidae. The transcript has 17 exons. Gene Ontology annotation, cellular component: membrane. Gene Ontology annotation, biological process: calcium ion import across plasma membrane. The record is from RefSeq and is a predicted model, not a curated record. The coding region runs from base 357 to 2765 and encodes 802 amino acids. Gene Ontology annotation, molecular function: protein binding; calcium channel activity.